AUGGAUAAGUUUCUUCUCAAAAGAAAGGCCACAUCACAAGUUACUCCAGAAGACAUAAAUUGGGAGGAGGAGAUUCAAUAUGACCCAGGCAAGAGGAAACUGAUAGAACAUUAUCAUCCAAAUUUGAAAGAUCUGGUAAGAAGAAAAUACUUGCUUAAUGGACCUUGUCAGCCAAAGGAUGUUGAUUUUCCAUAUUCAAGUUUUGGGGCUAAGAGGAGAAGAUUCAAUCCUGAAUGGUAUAAAGAUCAUGGAAGUUGGCUUGAAUACAGCGAAGAGAAGAAAAAGGCAUAUUGCUUUUGUUGUUUUUUAUUUAGGGAUCGCAGCCACAAGAAAGAAGCUGGGUAUGAGGCAUUUGUUCUGAAUGGUUGGGAUACUUGGAGCAUUCCAACAAGGCUAAAAGAUCAUGUUGGUGAGCCAGGUAGCGUCCAUGAUCAAGCAAUGAAAAAAUGUACUGCUUUACUAAAAAGAGAUCAACACAUUGAUGUUGCUAUGCAAGUCCAUGAUCAAGCUUCGAAGGUUGCAUAUUUUACUCGACUAAAUGCAUCAAUUGACACAGCUAGACUACUGUUAAAGCAAGGGUUGCCUUUCCGCGGCCAUGAUGAGUCAAAGAACUCGCAUAAUAAAGGGAAUUUCUUGGAAGUUCGUGACUUCUUAGCUGAGCAUGAUCCAGUUGUUGGCAAGGCUAUGGGAAAAGAUGCUGCACAAAAUGCUCUUAUGGUUGCUCCUCAAGUCCAGAAAGAUAUUUCUGAAGGUUUUGCGCAUGUGAUAGUCCAAUCUAUUCUCAAAGAAGUUCACAAUAAUGUGUUUUGCUUGCUUGUUGAUGAGUCUAGAGAUGUCUCUUGCAAAGAACAAAUGGCUGUGGCCUUGAGGUAUGUUGAUAGUUCUGGAGAUUCUAAAGAAAGUUUUGUUGGUCUUGUUCAUGUGAAAGAAACAACUUCUUCAUACCUCAAGAGUUCAAUUGAUUCUCUUUUUGCAAAAUAUAAGCUGAGCUACAAUCAAGUUAGAGGACAAGGAUAUGACGGUGCUAGUAACAUGCGAGCAUUGCAACGGAAGGAUCAAGACAUAGUGAAUGCCAUGAAAUGUGUCCAGUCAACUAGAACAGUUCUGGAUGAACUUAGAGAAAAUGGAUGGGACACUUUGGUAGGUGAAGUUCAUGUGUUUUGUGAGAAACAUGAUAUUAUAGAGUUUGACAUGGAAGAAGCAUAUGUGAAUCCAAAAAAGAGAAGGCAGAUAACUGGAAUUACCAACAAACAUCACUAUCAAGUUGAUUGCUUCAACGAUGUUUUUGAUUGGCUAGUUCAAGAGCUUGACAAUAGGUUCAGUGAGACAUCCUCUAACUUGCUUGUUUGGUCAGCAGCUUUGAGUCCAAGAGACUCAUUUUGUGAUUUCAAUUUGGAGAAUCUUAUGAGUUUGGCUAACUUAUACCCUCAGGAUUUUGAUUCCGGGGAUUUGAGGGAUCUUGAUAAGGAUCUACGGCUCUAUAUUGCUGAUGUGCGCACAGAUGAUAGUUUUUCCAACAUAGCAACAAUCACCGAGCUUUCAAAAAAAAUGGUGCAGACGAGGAGGCAUAUUAUGUACCCUUUGUUCUAUCGGUUGUUGAAAUUAGUAAUUGUGUUGCCUAUUGCUACUGCUACAGUUGAGAGGUGUUUCUCAGCAAUGAAAUUGGUCAAAACUUGCUUGCGCAAUCGCCUCAACGAUGACAGCUUGAGUGAUGAUGUUAUUUGUUAUGUGGAGAAGGAAGAAAUGAAAAAGGUCACCAAUGAUCAAGUGGUUGAGUAUUUCAUGGCUCGAAGGAAGAGAAUGUACUAA
Messenger RNA from Aegilops tauschii subsp. strangulata, 1809 nucleotides. RefSeq lists its product as uncharacterized. The record is from RefSeq and is a predicted model, not a curated record. Gene Ontology annotation, molecular function: protein dimerization activity. Lineage: Eukaryota; Viridiplantae; Streptophyta; Magnoliopsida; Poales; Poaceae.